AUGGAACCUCCCCACCCCCACAACUCAGCCCCUCAGGAUUGGACUCCAUCACAGAACUCCCUCCCAUCCCCCCACUUCAUCCCUCAGCGUGGGUCCCACCUUACCCCCCAAUUCAGCCUCUCAGCGCGGGACAACCAACGCUCCACCUCAGGCCCUCAGCGCGGGACCCCAGCCCCCACCUCAGCCCCUCAGCGCGAGAUCCCCCCCAACUCAGCGCCUCAGCGCGGGACCGACACUCCCCCACAUCAGCCCCUCAUUGCGGGACUCCCACUCCCACCUCGACCAGUCAGCGAGGGACACCCACCCCUUACCUCAGGCCCUCAGCGGGGGACCUCCCACACCCCCACUUCAGCCCCUCAACGCAAGACUCCCACCCCACCACCGCAGCCCCUCAGCGCCAGACUCUCACCCACCAAAUCAGCACCUAAGCGCGGGACCCUGCCCCCCACCUCAGUCCCUCAACGCGGGAACCGCAUCCAAAGCCUCAGCCCCUCAGCGCUGGACUCCCAACCCACCCACCUCAGCCGAGACUCCCAGACCCCACCUCAGCACGGGACUUCCACUUCAACUCAGCCCUUCAGCGCGGGACCCCCAAACCCCACUUCAACCCCUCAGCGCGGGACAACCACCCCUCCACCUCAGCUCCUCUGCCCAAAACCUCAGCCCCUCCGCGCUGGACUCCCAACCUGCCCACCUCACCCCUCAGCGCGGGACUUCCACCCCCCCACCUCAGGACCUCCGCGCGGGACCCCCACCCCCAACCCAACCCCUCAGCGCGACACUCCCAAACCCCCACCUCAGCCCUCAGCGCGGGACCCGCACCCCUUCAACUCAACCCUCAGUGCCAGACCCCAUACCCCACUUAAGCACCUCAGCGCGGGACCCCCACCCCUCACCUCCACCUCAGGGCCCCACAGAUGA
Messenger RNA from Erinaceus europaeus (western European hedgehog), 921 nucleotides. RefSeq lists its product as uncharacterized. The record is from RefSeq and is a predicted model, not a curated record. NCBI's taxonomy places the organism in Eukaryota, Metazoa, Chordata, Mammalia, Eulipotyphla, Erinaceidae. The transcript is spliced from 2 exons. The coding region runs from base 1 to 921 and encodes 306 amino acids.